Messenger RNA from Pseudogymnoascus verrucosus, 531 nucleotides. RefSeq lists its product as uncharacterized. The record is from RefSeq and is a predicted model, not a curated record. The transcript has 3 exons. Lineage: Eukaryota; Fungi; Ascomycota; Leotiomycetes; Thelebolales; Thelebolaceae. Bases 1 to 531 code for a protein of 176 amino acids. Gene Ontology annotation, molecular function: hydrolase activity, hydrolyzing O-glycosyl compounds. Gene Ontology annotation, biological process: carbohydrate metabolic process.
AUGCUUAAAUAUGAAAGUCACGGAUUUCGACACUACCGGAUACACACACACAUACAUCUUGCAUUUGCGACUAUAACCCUCGACUGGAAUGUAGAUAUUACUUCCAUCGAAGAUCAAUUCUUAGCUUUUGUGCAGAUGACGGGUUUCAAGAAGAUUCUUUCUUUUGGUGGAUGGACCUUCUCUACCGACCCUAGUACCUAUUUUAUUUUCCGUCAAGUUGUGGAAGAGCCAAAUCGGGAUACAUUCAUCGCUAACGUCGUUGCCUUCGUUAAGAAGUAUAAUCUAGACGGUGUUGAUUUUGACUGGGAGUAUCCAGCUGAGCCCGAUAUGGAAGGCAUCCCCCACGGAACCGCUGAGGAUGCCUCUAAUUAUUACCUAUUCCUUAGUGAACUACGGAACAGUUUACCUGAUGGUACUUCGCUUUCUAUAGCAGCCCCGGCAGGAUUUUGGUACCUCAAGGGUUUUCCAAUUCAAGCAAUCGGUCAUGUUGUCGACUAUAUUAUCUUUAUGACCUGUGUUCUUCAUGGCUAG